This is a messenger RNA of Penaeus indicus, 2104 nucleotides long. RefSeq names its product ras-related GTP-binding protein A-like (gene RagA-B). Gene Ontology annotation, molecular function: GTPase activity; GTP binding. The record is from RefSeq and is a predicted model, not a curated record. The coding region runs from base 113 to 895 and encodes 260 amino acids. The transcript has 8 exons. Gene Ontology annotation, biological process: cellular response to starvation; negative regulation of autophagy. Gene Ontology annotation, cellular component: nucleus; lysosome; Gtr1-Gtr2 GTPase complex. NCBI's taxonomy places the organism in Eukaryota, Metazoa, Arthropoda, Malacostraca, Decapoda, Penaeidae.
CUCCUCCUCCUCCCUCAGAUUGUAAACAACGCCUGAGACACCAAACUCUGCGACGACUUGUCUCACUUGAUUCAUAUUUUACGCCAUUUCUGAAACAUUUAGGAUCACCACGAUGAAGAAGAAGGUACUGCUGAUGGGCAAGAGUGGGUCUGGAAAGACCAGUAUGCGCUCAAUCAUUUUUGCAAAUUAUAUUGCAAGAGACACAAGUCGUUUAGGAGCUACAAUUGAUGUGGAACACUCACAUGUACGUUUCUUGGGAAAUUUGGUCCUGAACCUCUGGGACUGUGGAGGACAAGAAGCAUUCAUGGAAAACUAUUUUGCUUCACAAAGAGAUAACAUCUUCAGAAAUGUGGAAGUUCUCAUAUAUGUCUUUGAUGUGGAAAGCCGUGAGUUAGGUAAGCUGUUGAAUGAAACUUUAUACACUUUGAUGGAAUACAUGGACAUGAAUAGGUUCCUGUGCAUAGAAAUGGCUUGGUCCAAUAUUGUGUAUGAACUUAUCCCAAAUGUAAAGGAACUGGAGCAGAAUUUGAAAGAAUUUACAAAUAUCAUUGAUGCCGAUGAGGUGUUAUUAUUUGAGAGAGCGACUUUCCUAGUUAUCUCUCACUACCGAAUGCGACCACACAGAGAUGCGAACCGCUUUGAGAAAGUGUCAAAUAUAAUAAAGCAGUUUAAACUUUCAUGCAGCAAGUUAGCAGCACAUUUCCAGAGCAUGGAAGUACGAAACUCUAAUUUUGCUGCCUUUAUUGACAUAUUCACGUCCAAUACAUACUGUAUGGUGAUCAUGUCUGAUGCCUCCAUCCCCUCGGCAGCCACUCUUAUCAACAUUCGCAACGCACGAAAACACUUUGAGAAGCUUGAAAGAAUGAGUCAGGGGCAUCUUCCUCUGUCUAGAUAAGUUACUGGAUGUGGGAAUGCUGUAAAUAUUCCUCUUUUUUAUUAUUGAAAGUGUAAUAAUUUGAUAAAUUUCUAUAAGUAGUUUUAAGCUGCUAUACUGUGACAUAAUGCCAUAUUAUUAAAGUGUAAAUGAUGCUCCUUUUUGUUAUUUUAUCAUUUAGGAGAGUAUAUUUGUGAACAUUGAAGUCAUGUCUGUCUUUGGCAGGUUUUAAAAGUUUUGUUUUUGAGUUUUAUAAAUGUGUGGCCCAUAUAUUAGAGCCGUUAUUCAGCAGCUGGUUGAAAGAUUUGCUCUAAAUGGCAUUUCUGCUCUUUAUGUCUUUCAACAGACAUGCUCAUUACUUUUAUUGCAACGCUUGACUUUGAAGUUAAUGUUGCUUUAAUCUCCAGAAAAGUUUUUUUUUUUCACUGUUGCUCACUUAAAAAAUUAAAAGGAAUAUAAUGAAAUAUACUGUAUUUUGAUUUCGGUCCAAUAGAAGUUGGAUGCAAAGGCUGGGGAUGUUGUGAGGUAGGACAGGGCAUACAAUAAGAAAGCUUUACAAAUCAUCUGGUGUCAUUUACCAUGUACGAGAGGCUUUCUUUUCAUUUUUAUAUUCUGAUGAAGAUUAAAGGAUGAAUAAUUCUCCUUUUUUAGAAUUAAUAGAUAAUGAUCAAAAGAAUCCUUUCCAUGACAGACUUACAGGAUGAAAAUAUGAUAAAAAUGUAUUAUGUGAAAUUGGCAAAAAAUGUCUUAUGUGAAAUUGGCAAUAAAUAUACACUGAUUUUUCUCUCUCUCUCUCUCUCUCUCUCUCUCUCUCUCUCUCUCUCUCUCUCUCUCUCUCUCUCUCUCACACACACACACACACACACACACACACACACACACACACACACACACACACACACACACACACACACACACACACACACACACACACACAGAAAAAAAAAAAAAAAAAAAAAAAGAGAGAGAGACAGACAGACAGAGAUAGAGAGAUAUGUAUGGUGUAUGUAUACACAUGGAAUAGUGUUUGGAUGUCAAAAGCUAGUGACUUACUCAGAAAGAGCUGGGACUGAUUGAUCUCCGAGAAUGUGUCUUUGAGUUUGAAUUUUUCUAGCUUAAAUAUUUCAUAAAUAAUUACUUCUAGCAUGAUGAAUGUAAAUAAUGUUGAGAAAUGUUUAUAACUGAGAGGAUAAAGUUGUAUACAGUUGAAAUAAAACCUAUAUUACAUGA